Messenger RNA from Linum tenue, 989 nucleotides. Lineage: Eukaryota; Viridiplantae; Streptophyta; Magnoliopsida; Malpighiales; Linaceae. The record is from the annotation of a GenBank genome assembly.
GUCGGUCUCGCCCUCUUCUUAAACCCUAGCCGCUUCCUCAGUUCUUAUUUCAAACCCCUGAACCCUAAAACCCUCUCCUCUCCUCUCCUCUCCUCUCCACUCUCGCAACUCGGUCCUUCUUCCUCCUCCUCCAGCUUUGCAGGGAUGGCGUUUUGCAACAAAUUGGGUGGCCUCUUGAGGCAGAGCGUUUCCCAGAGCAGCUCUUACCCUAUGGGAUCUAUGAUGAACACCGCCCGUUACAUGUCUAGCAAGCUCUUCGUUGGAGGCCUUGCCUAUGCUACCGAUGAUCAGUCUCUCAAACAGGCCUUCGACACCUAUGGUGAAGUCGUUGAGGCUAGAGUUAUCAAUGACAGGGAUACUGGAAGGUCAAGAGGAUUUGGGUUUGUGAGUUUCUCAAACUCGGAGGCUGCUAGCUCGGCAAUGUCAGCCAUGGAUGGACAGGAGUUGCAAGGUCGCCCCAUUCGUGUGAGCCUAGCCAACGAAAGGCCAAGUGCUCCUCGUGCUUACAAUGACAGCUACGGUGGUGGUGGUGGUUAUGGUGGUGGCAGCAGGGGAGAUUACUAGUCGCGUUCCAUGCUUCCGUUGGAGAUGGCCCUCGUUCCUACUCUUUGCUAAUUCGGAGAGUCGUCUUCUUUUUUUAAGACAAUGCUAAAACUAUUUUUUCCCCUGUCGUGGAUUUGUUUUUGUCAAGCACAUUGAAUAUGAUUGUCCCGGUUUGUGCAUCUUGCUAUGCUUUUAAGUAAAGUAGGGGGCAGCAGAGGGUGCUAAGUAAGUAGGAAGCUGUGCUGGUCAUAUGAUCAUCUCGUGUUAACGUGCAUUCCUGUGAAGGUGUGUGUUAAUAAAGGUGAACAUCUUUAAGUUUAAAGACUCUGGUAGUCUGGUUUGCUGCUUGAUACCAAAUUUCAUUCGGCGCUGGUGUUUUCAGAUGUUUCUGGGAUUCAUAUCUGGUUGGGAUUUGGGUCUUCUGCCUAGCUCUGUGCUCCCGUCAG